UGUGAACGGGUAACAUUCUGUGGAUAGCACAUUUAAAUGUCACGUCAGAAUAAAGAGCUGAAGCAUAAGCAUCUUUUUGAUGGCACCGCUUGGAAUGUGUACGACCCGACUCUUUUAAAUCUAAGCGUAGGUGCUCCAGGCCCAGAUCUAUUGGAGCCCUGCUGUGAUAUUUUUCAACAGGCCACUGCCCAUUGCUUGACACACGAAAAAAAUGCCAACAAUUCUCUGAUCUUUCAAUAUGGACCAACAAUUGGAACCUAUGGGAUACGCAAGGAAGUUGCCAAGUUCUUCAGUGAGAUGUACACCAACUCCGUUAACUGCGAGGACUUGAUAAUCACAGCUGGCGCAACGCAAGGCUUACAUUUCGUGCUAUCUACUCUGAUUGACUUUAGUGGUUAUAUAUUUGUGGAUGAGUACACUUAUAUGAUUGCAUUGGACAGCAUGAAACACUUUACGAGUCUUAAAAUCGUUCCACUUAAGCUCAAUGACGAUGGCGUUGAUCUUGAUGACCUAGAUACAAAAGUAAGAGAGCGGCAUUUUAAAUCAGAGAACAAGGAGUUUUGGGCCAUUUAUUAUACAGUUCCCACUUACCAUAAUCCUACUGGCAUAUUGUUCUCACCAGCUGUUUGUCAUGGAAUUGUGCAGUUGGCACGCAAAUAUGACUUCUUAGUACUGUGCGACGAUGUCUACAACAUUCUCCAUUACGGCGAAAAACCCUUGAUUGAUCGUCUACUAUCCUAUGACGCUCGUACAGAUGCGGAUUUUGUCGGCAAUGUCAUUGCCAAUGGCAGUUUUUCGAAACUUAUUGGACCUGGUGUGCGCCUAGGAUGGCUGGAGGUGCCACCACGAGUUAAACAGCAGCUUGAUAGCAGUGGAAUCAUUCACAGCGGUGGUGGUUUCAACAACUACACAUCUUGCAUUGUGGCUAGUCUGUUUGAGCUGCAGUUGGCGCAAUCUCACAUUAAACAGCUCCACGAAGCAUAUAAAGAGCGGAUGUUGGCGACAAUAGAAGUACUGAAGUCUGAGUUACCGAAAUGCUGCCACUUUGUGCCGCCUAGUGGAGGAUUUUUUAUAUGGAUACGUUUGCCGGAUCAAUUGAAUGCGCGCAAUUUCAUGGAAUAUUGUAUGGAGCGUGAAAGGAUAACAUUCAUUGUAGGUUCACGUUUCGCAGUAGAAGAGGGAAAGGGACAGCAGUUCUUUCGUAUAACUAUAGGUUUCUACAACAAGGAAAAACUUGUGGAUGGUGUGAAGCGUCUGUGUCUGACUUUGCAGGCUUAUAUGAAGACUGUUGACAUGAACAAUUGUUGAUUUUAUAAUAUGGCGAACAGUUUCAAUUGCUUGUAUGUUGUUAUCGUAUUUUAAAUAAUGCUUAUAAAGAUACGACUUAGAACUUAAUCAGCUAUGUAGUUAGUUAUGAUAAAAUAUGUGUAUAUAAACAUUUUUGGGCACACUGCUUAAAAAUAUCACAAAUUUGAUCAAAUUUUUAAAAGUAUUCAAGUUUAACUUUACAAAAACAUUAGUUUAAACAUGCAACACCACGUCCUGACCCCCUCUUUUGAGGAUGAGAAUUUUUAACGAUAUUGUAUUGGAUAUUUUGUGCAUAAUACUUUGCUUGUACGACAACUGAAAUGCGUGGCGGCAAAUUCGAAGGAAAAAAAAUAACAAAUUUAUGACUAAAAACAAUUGUAAAAUAUUCAGUUACUCAGUGAAUGUGAGAACAAUCUCCUUGAGAGAGGUAUACGUGCCAAUUACGAGACCAAGAACGCCCACAAUAAUUAGCACAAAGUUGCCUAAGAAUGAAUUGUAAAUAAUUAUGUACAUAUAUUUAAAAGACUUCGGCUUAAAUACUCACUAAACAGCA
Drosophila montana is the source of this 1861-nucleotide messenger RNA. RefSeq names its product 2-aminoadipate transaminase. Gene Ontology annotation, molecular function: pyridoxal phosphate binding; L-2-aminoadipate:2-oxoglutarate transaminase activity. The transcript is spliced from 5 exons. The record is from RefSeq and is a predicted model, not a curated record. Bases 37 to 1308 code for a protein of 423 amino acids. Gene Ontology annotation, biological process: biosynthetic process. NCBI's taxonomy places the organism in Eukaryota, Metazoa, Arthropoda, Insecta, Diptera, Drosophilidae.